Molecule: messenger RNA, 2062 nt
Organism: Oncorhynchus nerka (sockeye salmon)
Lineage: Eukaryota; Metazoa; Chordata; Actinopteri; Salmoniformes; Salmonidae
Gene: cdc25b
Product: cell division cycle 25B
Exons: 11
Coding region: 339-2015 (558 amino acids)
Biological process (GO): positive regulation of G2/MI transition of meiotic cell cycle; protein dephosphorylation; G2/M transition of mitotic cell cycle
Cellular component (GO): nucleus; cytoplasm
Molecular function (GO): protein tyrosine phosphatase activity
Source: RefSeq, a predicted model, not a curated record
CUGCAUUUCUUUCUCAGAAGUUGAGUUGGACUGUCAGGGAGAGUACAUCUUAAUGCAGCUCUCUGACAGUAUAUCAAAUAUAUACUUCCAGACAAUAUAUAUAUUUAUUAAUCUAUUUUUUUUUAGCAGGACAGAGUCUGCAAACAGCUUGUCGUGGUUGUUUUUUUUCCAUUACUCUUUACAAACUAAUUCUGCAAGUUCUUCAUUUGGAUGCUAGCUAACUUAACAGUAACAUUAGUUGUUACAAAUCUUUCCGAUUUGUCUACGUUUAAUGAUUUUGGACCUCCGAACUGAUAUCAAUAUAUAUAUAUAUAUAUUUUUUGCUAGCUUUGUUAAAAAUGGAUUUUAAAAACGUUAUCAGCGAUUUCAGCCCUAUCACCUCUAACAACAGGCCCGACAGAAUCCACGGCCUUUCCUCACUGUCGCUGCCCGACAUGGCUUCGACUUGCAUCAAGAAUAAUCUCUUCUCUCCUGCUUCAACAAAUGUACUGUCACCCGUCACUAAUCUGGCCUUAAACAUGAACAAUCUAGCUGGACUUGGAAGCCAACAAUGUGAAACUCCCAAGAGGAAAGGACAUGUGCCCCUCCUGAAGAUUCCCUCUUUCGCCUCCGACUGCUCGUCUGAUGCUGGUCUUGGUAUGGAUUCCCCCUUAGACCCUGUGGAUGUUGAGGAGAGGUUUGACGAGGCCGUUCUGCCGUCUGGGAGAGUUACCAACGAUAAAAUGCCAAUCCGAAGAAUCAACUCUCUACCACUGCUGUUAGGCUCCAGUCCGGCUCUGAAGAGUCCGGACCCAGAGAGCCAGCAGCACCGCUACGGGGCCUUCGGACCCUACGGCUCCGCCUCCUCUGGGCAUGGUUGGCAGGGCAACAAGGAGAACCAGGAGGCGGGCUUCGGACCCUACGGCUCCGUGGAGGAGGAGAGAACCUCCUCUGGGCAGAGUGACUACAACUCUGCCCCAGCCCUCAUGCUGUCCCCACCCUCGUCGCAGUGCCUCAGCUCAUUGGACGACAGCAGUCCCAUGAUCCUGCGCCGCUCCUCCUUCACCCGCUCCCUUAAUGAGGAUGACGAUGGUUUCCUUGAAGUUCUGGAUGACUGUGAGGAGGAGGAGGAGGAGUGUGACAUGCCCAUGGGGAUGGCCAGCCUGCUGACGGCUCCUCUAGUGAGGGACAACACUACAGUGGACUCGCCGGUGGCUCGGUGUCGGCCGAGGGGUCUGUUCCGCUCCCCCUCCAUGCCCAGUCAGGUGGAGCGCGCCCCCCUGAAGCGCCCUGAGUGUCCCCAGGAUGAGAACACGCCGGUCAGGGUGAAGAGACGACGCAGCCUGGUGGAAACGCACAUCACCAACGUGGACCAGGGCGACUGCUCUCCUAGAAAAAUGACGUUCUGUAACCACACUGAGAUUGAGAAGCUGCUGGACACUAGUGAGUCUGACCAGGACGUAGAGCUGAUCGGAGAUUUCACCAAACCCUGUGUCCUGUCCACCGUGGAGGGUAAACACCAGGACCUGAAAUACAUCACUCCUGAGAUGAUGGUGUCCGCUCUGAGCGGCCAGCUGCAUCAUGUUGUCGAGAGGAUCGUGGUGAUUGACUGUCGCUACCCGUAUGAGUUUGAGGGGGGCCACAUCAAAGGAGCCCUGAACCUCUACCAGGAGGAGCAGGUAGAGGAGUACCUCCUACGCACCCCCAUCGCCCCCCUCUCCCCUGACCACAGGGUCCUCCUCGUCUUCCACUGUGAGUUCUCCUCGGAGCGAGGGCCCAGGAUGUGUCGUUUCGUACGUGAGAGGGACAGGACGAUGAACGCGUACCCUAACCUGCACUACCCAGAAAUCUACAUUCUCAAAGGAGGCUACAAAGAGUUCUUCCCUCACUUCUGGAUGCAGUGUGAGCCCCAGGGGUACCGGCCCAUGCACCACCAGGACUUUAAAGAGGACCUGAGGAAGUUCAGACUGAAGAGCAGGACCUGGGCCGGGGAGCGCAGCAAGAGGGGACUGUACAGCAGACUGAAGAAGCUGUAGCCCCGCCCUUCCUGUCACCCUACUGCCCCCCUCCCUGUCACCCUACU